Bemisia tabaci is the source of this 1376-nucleotide messenger RNA. Its product is annotated as activator of basal transcription 1. The record is from RefSeq and is a predicted model, not a curated record. Gene Ontology annotation, cellular component: nucleolus. Gene Ontology annotation, biological process: endonucleolytic cleavage in ITS1 to separate SSU-rRNA from 5.8S rRNA and LSU-rRNA from tricistronic rRNA transcript (SSU-rRNA, 5.8S rRNA, LSU-rRNA); endonucleolytic cleavage in 5'-ETS of tricistronic rRNA transcript (SSU-rRNA, 5.8S rRNA, LSU-rRNA); small-subunit processome assembly. Lineage: Eukaryota; Metazoa; Arthropoda; Insecta; Hemiptera; Aleyrodidae. Gene Ontology annotation, molecular function: RNA binding.
AUUAAUUUAACCGUGGAAAAAGAGGAAGAAGCUCCAGCAAAGAGGCGCUCCAAAGGAAUCGUUUACCUAUCCACCAUACCGAAGUACAUGACAGUCACCAAACUGAGAGAACUUCUGGAAGUUUAUGGCAAAAUAGGAAGAAUCUUUCUCCAGCCUGCAAAAAAUCCUCACUCAAAGAAAAAAAAACCAUCAAAACAUUUCGAAGAAGGGUGGGUAGAGUUUUUGCGCAAGAAACAUGCGAAGCAAGUUGCAGCUCAUCUGAACAACAAGCUGAUUGGAGGACGAAAAAGGAGCAAAUUUUAUGACUGUAUGUGGAACAUCAAAUAUCUUCCUAGGUUCAAGUGGGUGCACCUUUGUGAAAGACUUGCUUACGAACGAGCUGUGCAAAAGCAGAAACAACGAUUAGUCGUGGCUCAAGCAAAACGAGAAGCUACCAGUUUUGCUCUGAACGUAGAUCGAAGUGAAAGACUAAGCAAGAAAAAGAAUAAGAGGCCAACUGCCCCUGCGAAGGAAAUCGAAUAUAAACAGCGGAAAACGGAAGGAGAGAUUUUAAGCAGCAAGAAGAAGACUAAAUCGAAACCGGUUCCUGCGACUGAGGAUAGGAGAGAAUUCAUCAAAAAUCUCUUCAGCUAGAAACUUGAAUAGCUGCUGUUUCAGAAGAGUUGUAAGGGUUUCAUUACUUUUGUUCAUUGAGCUAUUCUUUGGUGCUAGUUUGAUGAACCUAAAAUCUAAACAAGCUCGGUGAGCUGCUUUUUCACGCAGGACCUUGAUAUAAUGCACUGUCUCUGUGGUAAUAGAGAGUGCUAUGCUGCCGUGUUAAGGAAAAACUCAGCAUGAGUCUUCUGAUGUUGCCACAUUUCUCCCUGGUAAAAUACAAAUUUUCAGGGAAACCAAGUCCUGGUUCCUCGGUGGAGUGAAAAGGAAAGAAAUGUGUGUGAAACUAUGUUCCAUUAUUUAUUUGAUACCUAGGUUUUUUUUUUUAACCUAUGGCAUAGUGUUACUUAUUCGGAACAACGCAAUUUUUGUUUUUUUGGAAGUUGACUUAUUUUUCCGUUACAUGAUAUUGAAAAUUUGUAUCAAUGUUUAAUUCAUUGAAAAAAUGAAUACCAAAAAUUUGAAGUUUAAAGGUUAAACCACCUUGCAGAGAGACCUCCGUAAAUAUUGAAUGAAUGCUAUUUUUUGGUUUGCUGAUCUGAAAGACUCUGCAAUUCUAAGACAUACACCAUCAGUCCAUUACUCAUAAUGCUUUACCUUUGUGCCUUUGUAAUUUUAUCUCUUCUGAUCGAAAGAAAGAUUAUAUUCAUGGUAAAUAGUGUUUAUAAUGUUUAACGUAUUUAUUUUUUUAAAAAUGAAAAAAAUACAUGUUUCUUUAUGCA